Molecule: messenger RNA, 1234 nt
Organism: Musca domestica (house fly)
Lineage: Eukaryota; Metazoa; Arthropoda; Insecta; Diptera; Muscidae
Exons: 5
Coding region: 1-1002 (333 amino acids)
Source: RefSeq, a predicted model, not a curated record
AUGUGCAUUGAACGUUUUCAGACUAAUUACCGCAUUGUUUCGAACAUAAUUACUACUUAUCCUAUUAUUUAUUUAUUGUGCCAUAUCAUCGCUAUACUACCAACCACACAAGCCAUACCCGUUCGUCGUAAACCACAUCUGGCUCAGCGGCUAAUUUUACACUCGAACGUCUAUCGUGAGCGUCUAUCAUCCAAAUUUGCUACAGAACAGCGGCAACAUCAACAGCAUCAGCAACAAGUAUUACCGAAAUCCAUCAGUAUCAUCACCAGCAACAACAGCAGCAACGCAUCACAAAACCCAACAUCGUUAUUCGUCACAACAUUCCAACAAGUCCAAAGACCCUCAUCGUAUUUAGCGCCCAUACUGAGAAAAGUCCAUCGUCAUCAGUUGCAACAUCAUCACUUGCAUCAACGUGCUGCCCCCAUUGCCAGCCGAUCGGCCCCAUACAAAAUGAGUAAUUGUAGAAUGAUGGACACCUUCCACAUUUUGCCCGUGUGUUCCAAAUAUUUGCAAACGCGUGAAAACAAAACAUUGGAUGAAAUGAACGAUACAUGGAGAUUACUCAAUUUGGAAAUUCGAAACCCCAGACGCCAGCAAGUGACGCUUGACAAUGAGCUCCAUCAGAAAAUGCAUGACUUCUAUUUGAAUCUACACAAUUUCCAACAACUGGCCGAGUUGGUUGAUCGGGACACCAACGAUAGCAAGGUCAGCAUUGAACAUGGCGAAGGGAUUCGCGUGGGUGUUAUAUUGGAGGCUUUCCAACAUCUGAAAACCGAAAUCACACGUAAUAUGCAGGAGACGGAAGGUGUUUUGAAAGCUUUGGCCAUUGACAAGCCCAACUUGGAGGAUAAUGUUGUCGAAUUCAAUACCACGCAUGCGCGGAGAUUACGUGACUUUCUCAUUAUCAAGGAAUUCAUUGAGGAUGUGGAAAGAGUUAAAGAUUUCCUGGAACAAUUCUGUAACAAAGAUAGCAACGGUUUUAGCAGUGGCGAUGAUGAGUAAAAACGGUGGCCAAAGUAGAAAUGUUGAACAUUUAUAUAUUUGUCCAAGAGAAAAAAAAACACACAAACACACAUAUUUGUGUGGUGAAAAUGCCAUGCCUGUAGAAGGAUAAAUACAUACAUACAUAAACAUAAAUUAAAUAGUUACAAAAACAAAACUACACACUCACACACCCCCAUUAGUCUUAAGUAUGUUUGAUGUUCAAUUAAAAUUAUCUGAUGACCGUAGCCAG